AUGGCUCUAUUACUUGACAGCCUUGAGGUGACGGUGAUCAUCGACAAUGAGCUGGAUGUAAUGUCUCCUCCACCUCCCACAACCGUGGGUUCAAUCAUCUCCCACGGUUCACUGGGCAAUAUCUCUCGGGAGUCCGCCCACGUCUACCGGGGCAAUGAAGAAGUCCGUGAGCUGAAGAUGGAAAGUAUCUGUUGCGCAGCUCAUGGGCUAUCUAUCUUACUGACUGACAGUGGACAGACAGGUACCAUUGGAAAUGAAAAGAGAAGCAUACUGUUUGAUACUGGGCCAGAGGAAGAUGCAUGGGAACGAAACGCGAAGAGACUCGCUUCCUUUCUCGCUGGCAUCGAGAUCAUUCAGGUAGCCCCUUUCAUCUACUACCUCUACACUAUCAAUCAAUACAUGACUAUGGCUAAUUUUAUAGGCGGCAUGCUACGCGCUAUCCGGAUGAUCAAGGAAGCCCAAGGAGCACAAGGCACCAGCAAUGCAGGAGUAGUAGUAGAUGUCCACCCAUCACGGCCAAAGUAUCGCGGUUUCCAGCUAGGCGAGGAAAUCAUAUCUCUUCAGGCAGAUCCGGGUUUCGACGCAAUGACUGCUGCUGGUGCUACAGUAAGUAAGAAUUCACAGCCGCACACCUUGGCAGACGGUAUGUUUCAUGUCUCCGGCAUGAUCCCGCGGGAGACAGAGUAUGAGACCGGCCUCAAGGGAGCAAUGCGACUUGAUGAUGACGGGAAAUGGGAAAAAGACGAAGAAAUCGCGGACGAGCGCGCGGUCACGUGUCGUGUGCGGGGUGAGUACAACGACCGAUUAUAUAACAAACUCCAAACUCUACCCCGCGCUGACAAAGAAAAAGGACUAGGUCUUAUCGCGGUCACGGGAUGCAGCCAUGCUGGCGUUGUAAACACAGCCAGACACGCCAAAAGAAGCCAGCAGCAAGGGGGCAAAGAGGAUGAAGCAAAGGAAGGCCAGGAGGAAGAUAUCUUCGCGAUAAUCGGGGGCUACCACUUGGCAACGAGCGACGAGGCGGCGGUGCAUGCAACGGUUCACGAUCUAAAGGCGCUAAACCCGCACUUUCUUGUCCCUGGCCAUUGUUCAGGCUGGCGAGUCAAGAUGGCCAUCGAGAACGCAAUGCCUGGCCGCCUGCUUCCUUGUUCUGUGGGCGCGAAGCUCACCUUCGCUGACCAAGCUCUGUCUGUUGGUGAUCCCUCUGUACCUUGCAGCAGCUCGACAAAUUCCUGA
Trichophyton verrucosum HKI 0517 is the source of this 1236-nucleotide messenger RNA. RefSeq names its product metallo-beta-lactamase superfamily protein. The transcript is spliced from 3 exons. The record is from RefSeq and is a predicted model, not a curated record. Bases 1 to 1236 code for a protein of 411 amino acids. Lineage: Eukaryota; Fungi; Ascomycota; Eurotiomycetes; Onygenales; Arthrodermataceae. Gene Ontology annotation, molecular function: transferase activity.